GGACAACAAAUGUUGUGCGUCUAUGUGGUCUGGACAUGGCCAGGACGGAGGCAGCAGGACAAUACGGAUUUCCGUGGGCAGGUCAUCGGUGGAUAAGCGUUAGUGUGGACGAAUUGCUCGUUGUUUGCUGAUGAAUUUCAGGCUGGUAGUCCACACUCAUGACAGUUUCGCUGUGAUUCUGUGAGGAGGUUGAUCCAUGGGGUGCCUUGCGAUCCCGUGCCAGGCUGGUAGGCUUCUUUUGCUGCGUCUGCCGAAGUCGAGGAUUUUUGGUUCAAAUUUGUCUGCGUCAGAUGUCCUGCUUCGCGGUUUGAAGACUUCACGGUUUCAAUCCACUUCCCCAAAUCUGUUAUCUCGAGCAGGAGGCAUUCUCGAUAGAAAUUACACUGGAUUGCAAUCUCUGAGAUGCAGCAGCAGCGUUUCGAGUAGUCCGAGUACUGCAGGCAGUUUGAACACCAGGAAGGAGAGGAGAGGCCGGAUCGAGAGGCCUGAGAAGGCGGCAAUCACUAUAGAACCUUCUGGACCCCGUAAUGAUUCCUUCCUAGCAGAUGACAAUGUCACCUGGGAGUCACUGAAUCUUUCAUCAGAACUGUCCGAUGCAUUGACGCGUGCCAACUUUAUGCGCCCUUCGCUCGUUCAGGCAUCCAGUAUUCCAGCCAUUUUGAGCGGUCAAGAUGUAAUUGUAGCCGCAGAGACAGGUAGCGGAAAGACGCACGCGUACUUGGCCCCUCUGUUCGAUAUGAUGCUGAAGAAGCGCAGGGAGGCUGACGAGGCCAAGGAGAAGAGCAGCCCUCGCCGCUUCUCGUUAGUGCUGUGCCCUAAUGCAACUCUAUGUCAGCAAGUUGUAGAUAUGGCAAAUAUGCUUCAAGACCGUGAAGGAUUGGCCAUGUUGGACGUAGUUGCUAUCUGCGGGGGACAGGGCUGGCCAAUGAAACCACCGGACGUUGUAGUUGCUACACCAGCUGCCGUGCUAAAUCAUCUCUUUGCGUAUGAUCCACGGAGACGUCGACGGAAAGCUUUCGUCCGAGAUGCCUGUUGUGUGGUUUUUGAUGAGGCAGAUAUGCUCUUGAGUGGAGGUUUUGCACGAGAUUUGGAUCAUUUGCUCAGUCUCUUUCGGCUAGAGGAAAGACAGCUGGCAAAAAUCUAUCAGUUUGGCCCCGUUAUAUCUCAACAGAAAUUGGAACCUUGGACCGAGUUUAGGGGGCAAGAGGUCGACGCCAGCGACGGAGAUUCUUCUGAGGACGAGGAAGAAGAUAUAAGGGCCAUAGACGAAGACUCAGUAUUGACUCCAGAACAUUCUGAAAGUCGAAUUGAUCAAAGCAGUGUCAACGAGGACAGCAGGAGCUACUGGCAAAGUAAACGCACAUUCAAGAGGAGUAAACAGUACAUUUUUGUUGCUGCCACGCUUCCUGACAAUGGGAAGAAAACUCCCGGUGCCCUGCUCAAGCGAAUAUUUCCUGAAGCACAGUGGGUUAAUGGAAGCUUAUUGCACUGCCACAGUCCCAGAAUACAACACAGAUGGGUUGAAGUUACCGAUGAAACAAGGAUCAAGAACCUUAUAGAAGCUGUUUCGGAAAGUGGGAAAAGCGACGGGGACCAAGAUUCUGGCACCAUGCGCACUAUGGUGUUUGCGAAUAGUGUCGAUGCUGUGGAUGCGAUCUCCAGGAUUCUAAGCAAGGCUGGUAUCAAGUCCCUUUCAUACCAUCGAGAAGUCCUUUUGGAAGAGCGUACUGAGAUUUUAAGAAGUUUUCAGCAUGAAGGAGGGUUGUUGCUGUGUACCGAUGCUGCUGCUCGUGGUAUAGAUAUUCCCAACAUCGGUCACAUCGUUCAGGCCGAGUUUGCUUCAUCAGUUGUGGACUUUCUACACAGAGUUGGCCGUACAGGAAGGGCAGGUCAAACGGGGAUGGUUACGAACUUUUACACUGAAGCUAAUCUUCCGCUUGUGGAAGCUGUUAAGAAUGCGCUGACUGAGAAGCAAACCGUGGAGGGAGCUUUCAGCCGGAAGAGGAGUUUUCGAAAUAAGCUGAAGAAAUACGGAAGUGAGCGAAGAGGGAAGCCACGCGAUGCAGUUGAAGCGGAUUGAGAUACCUACUCCUUGCACUGUACAUUAAGCGUGCUGCGAGUGACCCUUCGGGGCGUUCAUGCCGGAGGUGAAGAAUUGCUCUCUUAUAGAAGGGAAUGGUCCGCUUAACUGCAGCAACACUCACAUUAACCGAAGGCUUCAAGCGUUCAUACUCAAAAGUUCUGCCUAGAGUGCAGCAUUCGAGAGGGGUAGGCGCUGGUACUACCCCGGUGUACAUUACUGAAAGAUUAUUGUCGAAUAUCGAAAAGAGAUUAUCUAGUGAUGUUUACCUGAAUGCCUUUCAGUUCAUGGAUAUCAACCUUAAUCCACGGUGGUGGUGAUAGGUUCUCUUGCUGGUAAUUGUUUUUAUCUUCAAGAAGUUUGCACUCGAAUCUAUCAUGGCUUUCAAGAAUUAUCUCAAAAUACAAUUUGGCUGUUGAACGACCAAGGAAGAAAAUAAUUUUUUUUCGAACAAUGGGUUUAUUUGGUUCGUGAACAUUCCA
Messenger RNA from Marchantia polymorpha subsp. ruderalis, 2562 nucleotides. NCBI's taxonomy places the organism in Eukaryota, Viridiplantae, Streptophyta, Marchantiopsida, Marchantiales, Marchantiaceae. The record is from the annotation of a GenBank genome assembly.